Messenger RNA from Cataglyphis hispanica, 1155 nucleotides. RefSeq lists its product as uncharacterized. Gene Ontology annotation, biological process: detection of chemical stimulus involved in sensory perception of smell; sensory perception of smell. Lineage: Eukaryota; Metazoa; Arthropoda; Insecta; Hymenoptera; Formicidae. Gene Ontology annotation, molecular function: olfactory receptor activity; odorant binding. The record is from RefSeq and is a predicted model, not a curated record. The transcript has 9 exons. Gene Ontology annotation, cellular component: plasma membrane. The coding region runs from base 1 to 1155 and encodes 384 amino acids.
AUGAUCAAUAUCGAGAAAUACUUUAGUCUAAAUAAAAUUCUUCUGCUCGCUAUUGGCCUAUGGCCUUAUCAGCAGUCAAAUUUCACUCGAUUUCAAUUUAUUGUAUUAUCUAGUAUUCUGAUGACAAAUAUUAUAUUUCAGUGUAUGAUAUUUGUCUCACAAAGAUGUACUCUGGAUCUCAUUACCAAAAUUUUAUCUUCCGUAUUUUUCUUUACUCUUUUUGCGAUAAAAUACAACAUGUUCUCUGUUAAAGCUGUUAAGGAUUUAUUGGAGCAACUAUUGCAUAUAUAUAAUGAGUUAAAAGACGAAAAUGAAAUUGCUAUUAUAAAUAAAUAUGGAUGUAAUGGCAAACGUUAUACCGUUGUACUUACAAUUCUUGCCGUUAUCAACGUAUUGGCUUUUAUUAUUACUUCAUUUUGGUCAAAUAUUUUGAACGUUAUUUUACCGACAAACGCGUCAAGAUCACAUCACUUGCUCAUCAUGACGGAGCAUUUUAUUGAUCAAGAGAAAUAUUUUUAUUUGAUAUUACUGCACACUAUUGCAUCAUUUUGCAUCGGGAUGAUUGCAUUGUUAGCGACAGGAACAUUGAUACUUACAUAUCUUCUACAGAUUUGUGGAAUGUUUAAAAUUGCCAGUUAUCGUAUUGAACGUGCAAUGAGCAUCGACACGUUACAAAAUAUUAAUCUUAAAAAAAACCUUUUGAUAUUUAAUGGUUUAAUUUAUGCUGUGGAUAUUCAUCGACAAGCUAUGAAAUUGUCCAAACACUUGCAAUAUAGUUGUGAAACAAUGAUGUUCUGUUUUAUAAUAAUUUGGGUAGUUUCGAUGAGCCUAAAUCUGUUUCGACUUGCAUCAUCCAAAGAUGAAUUGAUAUUGCCCUUUGUAUAUGCAAUUGUCGGUAUAUUGUAUAUGUUUCUAGCGAACUAUAUGGGUCAAAUUUUAACGAAUCAUAAUCAUCAUGUAUUUGUUACGGUGUAUAAUGUUCGGUGGUAUAUAACUCCAUUAUAUAUACAGAGAAUAAUAUUGUUCCUGUUACAACAAAAUUCGAGAAAUUUUACAUUGAACGUCGGUGGAUUGUUCUAUGCAUCUAUAGAAUGUUUUGCUAUGCUAGUAAACACUUCGGUAUCUUACUUUACAGUUCUAUAUUCUACACAAUGA